Plasmodium gallinaceum is the source of this 738-nucleotide messenger RNA. RefSeq names its product conserved Plasmodium protein, unknown function. The transcript is spliced from 2 exons. Lineage: Eukaryota; Apicomplexa; Aconoidasida; Haemosporida; Plasmodiidae. Bases 1 to 738 code for a protein of 245 amino acids. The record is from RefSeq and is a predicted model, not a curated record.
AUGUUAGAUAAAAAUUUUCAUUUAAUUAAAGAUUUAAAACCUUUUUUGAAUAACAUAUCAAUACAAUGUUUAAUUAUUAAAUACAUAGAUGAUCCACCUGAUCAUGUAAAUAAUAUUGUUAAAUAUCAUUAUCAAAUAGCUGAUAUUAGUGGAUCAAUAAUAUUAUGCAUUCCUCACACACUUAUACAAGAAGAAUUAAACAAAAAUAAUAUUGAUAUUUUGAGUGAUGAUAUUGAGGAUGUAGUUGACUCAUACGACGAUACUAACUUAAAUCAUAAUCAAAAUGAAGUGAAUAUAAACGAAAAAAAACAUAUUUAUGAUAUAAAUAAAAAAUCAAGUAACACUAAAACAUUAAAAUAUUUUUUCAAAAUUGGAGAUAUAUUAAAUAUAUAUGGAGCAGUAACAACUUGGUCAAUGGGUAAAAUGGUAUUAAUGCCUAAUACAAGAAUUAAAAAAAAUAGUCUUCAUGAAAUUAGAGGGUCAAUUUAUAGAGUUGGUUUUUUCACCAUGAAUAUUAAUACUGAACCUAAUUUAAGUAAUUUAAUUACAUCAACUACAGAGAAAAAAUAUCAAUUGGAGGAGAAUGGAACAAAUAAUUCAAAUCGCAAUUUUAGUAUAUGCAAAAAUACAGAUAAAAAAAAUUAUGUAGGAAAUUUUCUAAAUAAUGAUAAAGUUAGUAAAUAUGACAUUAUUCCUUUAUUAAAUGAUGGUGAUAUAGAUCUAUCUUUUAAAAUUUAA